Hymenoscyphus albidus is the source of this 1155-nucleotide messenger RNA. NCBI's taxonomy places the organism in Eukaryota, Fungi, Ascomycota, Leotiomycetes, Helotiales, Helotiaceae. The record is from the annotation of a GenBank genome assembly.
AUGGAAUACACAAACCUCGGCACCUCCGGCCUAAAAAUCUCCAAAGUAAUCCUAGGCGGAAUGUCCUUCGGCUCCUCAAAAUGGUACGACUGGGUCCUCAACGCUUCCGACGCCCUCCCACUACUAAAACACGCCUACGACGUCGGGAUCAACACCUGGGACACAGCGGACGGGUACUCACACGGGGAAUCAGAACGUAUCAUCGGACAGGCCCUGAAGAAGUACGAGAUACCUCGAAGUCGGGUGGUCGUAUUAACGAAGUGUUAUUUCCCCGUGGUGGAGGAUGGGGAGUAUAGUAGUAACUUUAUGGCGCCGAAUGAUGGAGAACUGGUUAAUCGCGUGGGACUGAGUCGGAAACAUAUUCUGGAUGCGGUAGAUGCUAGUGUGGAGCGGUUGGGGACUUAUAUUGAUGUGUUGCAGAUUCAUCGGUUGGAUAGGGAGACGCCUCGGGAGGAGAUUAUGAGGGCGUUGAAUGAUGUUGUUGAGAGUGGGAAGGUGAGGUAUAUUGGUGCUAGUAGUGUGAGUCCCUUCCGCCUUCCUUCUUUUGAUUGUGUUGUGUGAGUACUAAUGUACGGUAUACCAGAUGUUCGCAUGGGAAUUCCAGACGUUGCAGAAUAUCGCAGAUAAGAAGGGAUGGCAUAAAUUCAUCUCCAUGCAGAACUACUACAACCUCCUCUACCGAGAAGAAGGUCCAUUCCUCCCAUCCACCAUAGCCUAAAACCUACUGACCAAGUUGUCACCACAGAACGAGAAAUGAUCCCCUACUGCCGCGACGCCGGCAUAGGACUCAUCCCCUGGUCGCCCAUGGCCCGCGGGGCUCUCUCGCGACCCUACGACAGCCGGGACACGCUGCGCGAGAAAUCCGACUGGGCACUCAAAGGCAUGAUCCGCGGCAAGGAAGCCGAGAUGGACAAGCAGUGCAUUUUGCGGGUUGAAGAGCUCGCGAAGAAGAAGGGCGUCUCGAUGGCGACGAUUGCCAUAGCCUGGUGUCUAGGGAAGGAAUCCGUGAACCCGAUUAUUGGGCUGAAUACUAAGGAGAGGAUUGAUCAGGCGGUGGAGAGUGUUAGGUUUGCUAGUGCGGAGGGGUUGACGCUGGAGGAUGUGGAGUAUUUGGAGGAGGGGUAUGUGCCUAAGGAUGGGAGGCAAGGGUAUUAG